Molecule: messenger RNA, 3783 nt
Organism: Branchiostoma floridae (Florida lancelet)
Lineage: Eukaryota; Metazoa; Chordata; Leptocardii; Amphioxiformes; Branchiostomatidae
Product: signal peptide, CUB and EGF-like domain-containing protein 2
Exons: 22
Coding region: 48-3323 (1091 amino acids)
Biological process (GO): signal transduction
Cellular component (GO): cell surface
Molecular function (GO): calcium ion binding
Source: RefSeq, a predicted model, not a curated record
GAUUCAUUAUCCUGCACAAAAGUAUUGUGUGGCAACCUUAAGCCAAGAUGAAGAUCGUGGUUCAUCUUCUUGCGUCCAUUUUCCUGCUGUCUGUGAUUAAAUGUGCUGAUGCCGUUCCACCUGAGGAAAAUCUGAAUUCUGCUGGGAGCUGGAUACAAGACAACCGAAUUCCUGGAGAUGAUGACAUCGUGUCCGAGUCAAGGAAUGUCAACCUAGCCGGGUGUGGCAUAAGUGGGCAAGGAUGUCAAAAUGGUGGGACCUGUGUUACCCUGAUGCCAACAACUCCAUCGAUUGCCCAAAACACUACACCAGCGAUCACCUCUCAUUGUGUGUGCACGGAAUCUUGGGAAGGGCAAUACUGCCAAAUUGACGUAGAUGAAUGUUCAAAUGGACCUUGUGACCAACAUUGUGAAAAUACACCAGGGUCGUACCAGUGCAGCUGUCUUGAGGGCUACAUUCUGAAUCAAGACUCAGUAAACUGUGACGAUGUCAACGAAUGUACAGAAUCCAACAAUGGACGUGGGCCAUGCCAGGAAGGAUGCAGUAAUACACCAGGAUCAUUCAUUUGCUCGUGUGACCAAGGCUACUUCCUCAGACCAGACUCCGUGACGUGUGGAAACUCUAUCAGCCGUUUCGCUUUUCAAGAUGAAAAGUACAUCAGGCAACACGACAAAAAGAUUAUUGACGACCUCGCUACAGCAGCUGACUGUGCUACGGAAUGUAUGGAGGAAACGGAAUUCUACUGUCGAUCUUUCGAUUGGAAGCCACGGAAAUGGCUACAUGAAACAAAUAAAUGCUUUCUAAGCAUAGAGAACAGUGGCACAAUCGCGUCGCUUGAAAGUGGGGCUCGUUUCGAGUACUACGAAAGAACAUCUACAACAGACCCAAGGAAGUUUACUCAGCAGUUCAAAAAAGCCCCGAGUGCGUUCUACGAUCAUUUUCAUACUGGCUACACGGAGGCCCAGUGUGAAGCCGGUUGCCUCAACGUCAACGACUUCAUCUGCCUGUCCUUUACGUAUGGAGUUGCAAACACAAAGUGGGGACGGAGACACAGAUGCUACCUCAGCCCGUACGAUUCAACCAAUCUACCUAGUGGACAGAGCAUAGUGGACAACGACGAUUUCGACUAUUUUGAAGUUAAAAAAUGUCCAGUGGGAUUUUGGGGUUUGUCUUGUGACAACGAGUGUCACUGUGUCGACUCACAAUGUCAUCCAAUCAAUGGCCGCUGUAUCCAUGGUUGUGCACCAGGAUGGUCUGCAACAUCAUCGGAUUCUUGCAGUGAUGAUAUCAACGAGUGUGAUCAGAACAAUGGCGGCUGCAGUCAUGAGUGCAUCAAUGAGCUCGGAAGCUACCAGUGCCAAUGCAGACCAGGGUAUGAGCUAGCACCUGAUGAAUUGCGCUGUUUGGACAAAAAUGAGUGCCAAGAAAAUAAUGCGGGGUGUGAACAGGGAUGCCUAAAUACACUGGGGAGCUAUACAUGCAGCUGCAAUUAUGGAUUCUUUCUGGAGCCGGACGGACACACUUGUACAGCUUUGUUGUGCCCGUCGCUUCCUUCAGUACAUAACGGCAUGAUCACACCACAGUCCGUGUGUGAGACAUCAUCACAGCUACCGAUUAACACAACAUGUUCGUAUCAGUGCUCAUCUGGAUAUGAGCUUGAAGGACAGAGCGAUCGCUUUUGUCAGCUGGGUGGAAUUUGGAAUGACAACACACAGCCGAUCUGCAAAGCCGUGCGAUGCGACCCUUUAUCAAGACCAACCAAUGGUGACAUAAUCCCGGAGUCCUGCUACAAUGGCCAGCCAGAGUACGGUGGUCCAGCAUGCAUCUUUACGUGCCACUCCGGUUAUAUCCUGAACGGAACUCAGAUCCUACAAUGUACGGAACGAAAACAAUGGUCGUCUCCCCAACCAUCUUGCGUUCAAGAUCAGGCCCCACCUUACAUAUCAUGCCCUGGCAAAGUCACAGUUGAUUUACCAGUCGACACAAACUCCACAAUCGUCACAGUUCCUUUCCCUUCAACUGACGGUUCGAGACUGACACAAAACGUCACACUUGCAAGUGACGGGUCUGCAGAAUUUCCUGCUGGACGCACAGUUAUCGCCUUUGUGGCUGACAGCGGAGAUGGCACUUCUUCCUCUACAUGCACAGUUCAAGUAGACGUACUAGACAAACAGGCACCCGUCGUCACUUCCUGUCCAGCGGACGUUAUUGAGAUCUUUACCGAGAGCCGUUACGUCACCUCAGUCAUUUGGGAUGAGCCGCAAUUCUACGACAACGUUGGAGUUACGGAGAUAUGGAAAGCUAGGCAACCAGGUGGAACCCUGACGUGGGGGCUGUACAAUGUAAGGUACACAGGUUGGGACGCGGCCGGCAAUUCAGCCGAUUGCAGCUUUGUUCUUCAUAUCCAGCCAAAAACGUGUGGAGUUCCAGUCGGCCCCCGCAACGGGAACGCAAACUGUGUGUCUUGGCUCUAUGGUCUGUUCUGCCAGCCGACAUGCAACGCUGGACUAAUCUUCUUCGAGGAUCCUGCCAUAACCUAUGCCUGUGGGGCUCAGGCUGAAUGGAACCCGUCAAGAUACAUUCCCGAUUGUGUUGGUCACGUGCUGAAAAAUGGCGAUGACCCUUGCCCACCUGGAACCAUUGACAGGCUACAAGGCUCGGUACAACACUGCGCGAACUGUCCUCUUGGUACACGAGAGGUCAACGGUGAUUGCGUGAGUUGUGAUGUCGGCUCCUAUCAAAAUGCCGAGGGACAAACCGUUUGCAGUCUCUGCGCAGACAAUACUACAACUGCUGAAACUGGGUCUACAACUGUUAAUGAUUGCCACGGUCCCUGCAACGAGGGCUCCUUCUCAACCACUGGCCUCGGGCCAAACUGCACUUUGUGCCCAGUCGGGUUUUAUCAGUCACUGAAAGGGCAGGGAAAGUGCGAAGGUUGUCCUGACGGAGCAAACACGACCUCAGAGGGCAGCAUGUCGGAGAAUGACUGUUUGAAGACUGCUGUCAUCAUAAGGAUGACACCAGAUACUCCGCAUGCCGCACAUGUUGGAGAUGACAUAGACAUCGCCUGCUACGUACAGGGCCACCUUCCAUCUCGCAUUUGGUGGAAGAAGAGAAGCUACGAAGGUGAGGAGCAGGACAUCGCAGCAGCAUCCUACAGCUUCAACAUUGAUACAACAGAGUCAGCUCAGAUUCUCCACAUCACCCAGGCAACAGCGGAUGACAGUGGCUCCUACCAGUGCUAUGUGUCCAACCACCCGUUGGGAGAGGCCCAGGAUAUGAAGCAUGUGGACGUGUACAUCGUCCCAAAUAACACUGGCUAAACUACUUCAGCCUACCUGAUGUGUAGUAUGACAGAUACGUUUAAACUCGUGAUAUUUCAGCACUUUCAGCAAUUUCAAGAACCGGCUACUGAUAAGUGACUUGUAUCAUGACAUACGAUGUUGGCAAACGUGUAUCAAAUGUGCAAUGAUUCAACAGAGGAUGCAUGCGUAAAUUGCUUAAUGCAUGGAGAAUAACUAAUACUGCAACCUAAAUUUCCAUCUGUUUAGAUUAUUCUUAUAGAAUUGUAUCAUUUGAGCUGUUAAAGUGUGCUGUUAGGACAUAAACGUAAUGUAGCCUUUUAUUGUUUCUUACCUACUUGUGCAAGUACAAUUUCCAUGUGUUCGUUGAGUUUGCAGUGUUUGUUGAAAGGGUUAGAAUUGUUAUGCGAUGAUUUUACUAGACAAUUCAAAUGGUCUUGUAUAAGUAUUUGAUUAGGAAAUAAAUCCUUCUGAUAACUAA